Messenger RNA from Exserohilum turcica Et28A, 730 nucleotides. RefSeq lists its product as uncharacterized. The record is from RefSeq and is a predicted model, not a curated record. Bases 1 to 381 code for a protein of 126 amino acids. Lineage: Eukaryota; Fungi; Ascomycota; Dothideomycetes; Pleosporales; Pleosporaceae. The transcript has a single exon.
AUGACGUUGGUCCGCCGCGAACACCUCGCCGCCACCUUUGCUCUCUGCUCUCUGCUGCUUUGGGCGCCUUUACUCCAGAUGCACUCGCCCCCGCCCUCGCCCUCGCCCUCGCCCAUUGUCUCACUCGCCCAUCGCCCGGGGCGACCAAAUAAUGCAUCCAACUCUAUAUCCAUGGGUACACAUACAAUUAUCGCGCACCCGUCUACACCUACGCCCAUGACACGCGGCCCCGGAGUCCCCAUGGAGCAGUCCUCUCUCUGCACGAGCGUUCCUGCGCAAGGCCUGCAUAUCUCCAGACUAGCCCCCAGACGGCACGAGUAUUUCCUGCUUUUCGCCGCUAUCGAUUGCGCCCGCCUGGGCUGUGCCCGCAUGAGGGCUUGAGUCUCGGGAGGUUACUCGGCCGCUCCACGACUCCACGCUUGCCCAGGUCCGUUCUCGGUAAUUUUAGUCCUGAGCUACUUGGUCUACGGAGGAAAACAUUUCUUCAAUAUGGACUAUGCGCACACAUCACGAGGCCGUCCGGAAAGGCAACCGCAUCGCCAGGUUCGCCCGUGCAUCGCAAUGGCUUAGCCUUUUCACAAAACUCAAUGUGUUGGCGGGUAGCUUUAGCCCGUGCAAAUAGGUUCGAGAACAGCGGUACCUUCUACACCGUGUGGGGAACUAUGGGGAUUUCUGCCAAAUGCGGGGAUGUUCCAACCCACUAAAUCCCGAGCCCCGGGAUUCCGCCCGC